This is a messenger RNA of Pangasianodon hypophthalmus (striped catfish), 6459 nucleotides long. It is a transcript of the gene sh3gl1b, whose product is annotated as SH3-domain GRB2-like 1b. Bases 862 to 1923 code for a protein of 353 amino acids. The transcript has 10 exons. The record is from RefSeq and is a predicted model, not a curated record. Gene Ontology annotation, molecular function: protein binding. Lineage: Eukaryota; Metazoa; Chordata; Actinopteri; Siluriformes; Pangasiidae. Gene Ontology annotation, biological process: synaptic vesicle uncoating. Gene Ontology annotation, cellular component: presynapse; glutamatergic synapse; cytoplasm.
AUAAUAAUGUCUAUAUUGGGAUAUUUAUUGUCUUGUUAAACUAACUUUGAGUGUGUAUCUUUGCUGACAUGUCACAGCUGUGCUCCUGCAGGUUUUCCUGCAAAAAAAAAAAAAAAGAAAAGGAAAAAACCACAUUGCAUUCAGCACACUGUAAAUCUGCACAUAGGACGAGUUUAACAAGCUUUAUACCACUCCGCUCUCAGGGUUACUGGUCUUCUGCAGUGCCAGAACACUGGUUUGGAGGUUAGACCAGUUAGGAAAGUAUGUGCCACGUUUGCUAUAACUGGCCUGGGAAAAAAAAAAAAAAAAGAAAAGAAAGAAAGAAAAGAAAGAUCCAUGUAAGUGACUGUAGAUGUGGGUUAAGCUUGGGAUCAUGCUGAGUCCGCUAAACCACGGUUUCCUCCAUCACGCACCUUUAAAAAGUUCCCCUUUAUUAAGCAUUGGUUUGGGUUUUCAGAGCAGCUAGAUGUUGAGUGGGUUGUGGGUUUGAAACGCCUCGUCUCGUCUCGUCUCGCCUGGCCGCCCACUGCUGCGCUUUUACAGAAAGCAGUUCAUUUUCCUGCUCGUUUCUCACCGAGGCGUGAUUAAGAAGCGAUGCAAACACAGAUCCUGACUUUAGUAAUAAUAUAUAAAGCGUGUCCCAAAAGUCUCCAUACGUAGGGGACUGUGUUUGUCAGCAGCACGUCGUUUGUCUCCUCGUCAGUAGAUGUUCGUGGAUGGACGUCACUUCUCGAUUGAUCUUCAACACUUCCAGUCUUUAUGAAUUUGUUAAUAAGUUUGGCAGCAGUGUGGUGUACGAUGCGCUCGCCAUGUUUCCUGUUAAAGUCCAUCGCAACCUUGUGACAGCUUCCCGAUCCAGCCAUGGUGAGCGAGAAGGUUGGUGGAGCAGAAGGAACCAAGCUGGAUGAAGAAUUCAGAGACCUGGAGAGAAAAGUGGACGUGACCAGCAAAGCCGUGGUGGAGGUCAUCUCCAAAACCUCGGAGUACCUGCAGCCCAACCCAGCGUCCCGUGCCAAGCUCUCCAUGCUGAACACCAUGUCCAAGAUCCGUGGGCAGGUGAAGAGCCCCGGAUACCCGCAGGCAGAGGGACUGCUGGGAGAGUGCAUGGCCAAGUACGGCCGUGACCUGGGAGAGGACACCAACUUCGGAGCUGCGCUGAUCGACGCCGGCGAGAGCAUGAAGAGACUCGCCGAGGUGAAGGACUCGCUGGACAUCGACGUCAAACAGAACUUCAUCGACCCUCUACAAGGCCUGUGUGACAAGGACCUGAGAGAGAUACAGCAUCAUUUGAAGAAGCUGGAAGGUCGUCGGCUGGAUUACGACUACAAGAAAAAGCGCCUCGGCAAAAUCCCGGACGAGGAGGUGAAGCAGGCGCUGGAGAAGUUCCACGAGUCCAAAGAGGUGGCGGAGAUCAGCAUGUACAACCUUCUGGAGACUGACAUAGAGCAGGUGAGCCAGCUCUCGUCACUGGUGGAGGCGCAGCUCCAGUAUCACAGACAGGCUGUACUGAUUCUCGAAGAGCUCUCUGACAAACUGAAAGACAGGAUUCACGAGGCCCAGUCUCAUCCCCGCAAAGAGUAUGUCCCCAAACCCAAACCCGUCUUCGACUUCGGAGAAACCAACGAGCAGUCGAACGGAGGCUUCACGCCUGUUUCUGCUCCUCCACCCAUCCGGACCACAGAUCAGUUGCUCAAGCGCAGCAGGUCAGCGUGGAAACCCAGACUGACUCCAGCAGAGCAGCCGUGCUGUAAAGCCAUGUACGACUUCGAGCCGGAGAACGAGGGCGAGCUGGGCUUCCGCGAGGGCGAUAUCAUCACCCUGACCAGCCAGAUCGACGAGAACUGGUUCGAGGGCACGCUGCGCGGCCAGUCGGGAUUCUUCCCUCGCAACUACGUCGAGGUGAUCGUCCCGCUGUCGCGCUAAACCUCCGUGACACGGGACAGAGAGAGAGAGACAGCGAAAGAGGGAAAGGACGGAGGGUCUUUCAGCCAUGUCAGCACCUGAACUCUGGCACUUUGACCUCUUAUGAAGGAAAGAACUUUUUCUUCUCACAUUCCAGAAGAAGAAAGGAACGACUGAUUACGAACGACUGACGACUGGGACUGACCGCUUUAAACCUCGUAGAAGAAGUCAGACAAACUAACAUGACUUUAACGCACUUUUAUAAACCAUAUAUUAACUUUCACCAAACUGACACUUAAACCUGACUCCGUCUGAUCGUACGAUUUCAAAACUCAAAGUCUCCCUCACUCACACUUCAGCACAGGGGUGUGACGAUAUUUAAUCCUUAUCCUGAGGAUAACAGUACUUCAGAAAAGUUUAAAGCCAAUUUUAGAGAGCCUAUAAACAAAUUUUAAAGCACUGAAAUGGAAAAACGGCUCAAUGCGUAAUUUUUUCAUUUUGAAAUUGCCGUGUUCUCACUCCUUCGCGAACCUCAGAAAAAAAUCGAAUGUAUCAGGUAUCUUUAAAAAUGUCUUCCUGUCUUCCGUGAUUUUAUAUUUUCGCCACAUCGUCCACUCACAGUUUUUAAUCCUUAAAGCUAUACUACGGAACCAAGAAUUACCAAAAACAAAAAAAGAAAAGAAAAGAAAAAAAAAAAAGAAAGAUUGCACUCUGAUGUGACUGAAAAAAAUAAACUCAUGUUCCAUUAGUGUGUCUUUAAGGGCAGGGAUCCCAUAUCCCAGUCCCAUAAUCGAAUCCAGGAGCAGCGUUGAUUAAAAAAACUGGUGGAACUUUCCUACUGUACACUCUCCUGUGUGGUAUAAAAACAAAAAGAGAUCCUGCGACUGACCCGACGUCUCCUGACUGCCCCCUGCUGGACAGGAUGUGAUCUUAAGGACUGCUUGGACGUUGACUCGGCACUGUGGGCUGCGUGUAUUACAGCCGCUCAUUGUGUAGCGUUCCUGAGCCACACACACAAGUACAGGAGCUUCAUACACGACUCUCACUUCUCCUGCUCGCAUAUACAAGUAAAAAAAGUGGUUUUAUAUUCGCUUUAGUUUAACGUAGUUACGUGUAACGUGUGAACGCACCUCGGUCUCCCGAGCUUUAGAAUAACAGAAGGGAUUAGAGUAGAGGUGAAGGACAGGAACAGCGCACGCUUUAGUGGUUUUCUUACCCUACUUUCCAGACUAUAAGUGUGUUUGAAUUUACGCAUUAACCCAACUGUAAUAUAUAUAUAUAUGUUUAACAGUCCGGGCCGCGUGAUAACGACUAAACUGAUAUGGAAAUGAUAUGGAAAUGAUAUGGAAAUUUGAGAUACAAACUACACUGAUUGAAUCUAUCAAACAAGCAGCUAUUUACUUCACACAAUUGAUACUGGAUGUGAAAUUGAUAAGUAAGGUUAAUAUAUAUAUAUUUUUUUUUUAAUGCAUAACUGUUUUGCACAGAGCUCCGCUAUGUGAAAAAAAAAUUCCAGUCCUGAUUUUACUAUAUCAGAGUUUUAAAAAAUUAAUUAAUUAAAUUAAAUUAUUAUACAUUUACAUACAGCUGUCUAAAUAUUAAAGUUUAUAAGCCUGUAUGGGAUAAGACUGCUCCUUUAUGUUUUAUAGAUGAUAAAUAUAAAUACGAUUAGUCACCAUAAUAUAAAAAUGUAGCAUCUUUAGUUUCUGCUCCUGAAUAUUCAUACAAAAUUUUUUAUUUUAAACUUAUGAACAAAAUACCUCCUCCAUAACUAUGUACUUAAUGGUCUGAUUUUUUAGGCUUCAGCUCAAGAAAACUUUCAGCGGGGAGUUACAACAACACUAACAGGACAAAUACUAAACUAGGCCACACCACUAGAGGGCAAUGAAGUGCUGAUUUAGAGGCAGUACUAAAGUAAACCAUAUGCGACUUAAACAACCAACACACACAUAUGUGUCUGAUAUUGUGGUGUGAUUAUAGUCUGGAAAAUCUUAACACACUGAUUCGUCUCAUUAAGGUGAUGAAUGGAUGAACGAAGUGUGUGGUGUGUGUUAGAGCGGGAAAAACACUAAACCGUGCAGCUUCGCUCGUCUCUGCGUUACAGCAAGGGAUAGUUGAGAAGCGUGUUUACAGAACUCGUGGUUUCUGUACAGUAUAAUCUGCGUACACUAUCUGAACAGUAAAAAAACACUACACCAUCCCUUCUCCUGUGAAUAAGUUAAACAGAUUAGACUUUUCGUUUAUUACGAGUAAGAUCUCCACACUACAAUGAGCUGAGAGUUAAUGUGACCGUGCGCAUGCAGGAAAACAGCCAAAACGCUCUGCGCUAUUGCAGUGUACAGGAUGUGUUAGGCUUUAACGCGUUGCCUGAUUUUAGCUUCUGUAAUCUCUGUAGAUGAUACUGCUGGCAGUGUCCUGCUGUUUCCUCCACACACACACACACACACACACACACACACACACACACACACACACGUAUGGAAGCCCUGAAACACAAACAUUUUUGAAGGCUGUGUCAUUAUUUCUGCAUUACAGCUCAUUAACUCGUUAUUUUGACUGACACGUAACAUCGAACAUUAUUGUAAUUCAUCGAGUGCAAGCGUUAGGACUAGGCUUGUGCAGUACAACGAUUCAAUCGUCUCCACACUGAUACAUUUACUCAGAUUAUAUUUCCAGACCUGCCAACCUUUACGCAUUUUGCGGACGAGCAAAACCAUUUAAGGUCAGAGUACGCUGCUAUGAGUUAUCACUCAAAAAUACACCACAAGAGCAUCUUCUCUUCCCCUCCGAUAAAAAUGGCACACGAGCCAAGCAACAUAUAAAUCCGGAAUGACAGACAGUUACGUAGGUGUUUUAAACCUUGUGAUAUUAACAGAGACGCCGCCUGGAAGAACCCGCCCUCUUCCACCUCAUCUUAUCUGUUCAUGCCCUCGCUUUCCGUCGCAGUAAAGGAGGAAUAUUUCGAGGUCAUUAAUAUGAAAUAAAUUCCAUCAUUGUACACGUGUUAGGUUCGACUUAGCUAACCUUAGACAAGUAUAUCUGUAAAAUUAGUUAUAUGAAAAGAAACAAUUUGACUGAAAAUUGUCAGAAAAAAAGAGAAAAAAGAAUAAAAGAUUUGACCUAAAAAGAUGAAAUGUCGAAUCUAACACUUUAUAAAUAAUGUGAUGAUAAUUAGAAAGUGAUUAAAUAGACAGGUUUUUGUUUGGUUGCUCUCCUGCACCAGGCGGCGUUCAGACCCUUGACUUUGAGCAGCAGAUGAACACCAACAGUGUCAGCCAUGUGGACAUUAGACAACUGAUAAACAUAUAUAACGUCAAAAAGGGUUAUUUUUAAAAAUAUUUUUAAGUUUUGUUUUUUUUUUAAUUGUUUACUGAGUAUUAAUGCUGAAACACCUAAAAAAAAAAUCCAGCAUCCAGCUGAGUUUUGACGAUUGCCACAGUUUCUGACUGCACAGCUGAUAUUCUUACUACUCUCCUCUACUCUACUCUCCUAAAACCGGGAAUGGUGGGAAUACUUGUUUUCCUGUCUUUUCUUUAGGCUGCCAGUUCUGGAGGAUUAAAUCCAGCAGGGAGGAAAAAAAAAAGUCUAUCACACAAGCCUAGUGAGGUUUCAAAGUAAUUAUCGAAAUAAAUAGACAAUAAAAAUAAUUUAGAGUUAAAAUAACGACGUGGAACUCCAGGAUCAGGGCUUCCGUAUAUACGAGAAGGGUGCCACCAUUUUCAGACUUUCGAUUGUCCAUUCUCUGAAGGAUCCGCUGUGUUUGUUAAAGUGUGUAUGAUGACGUGAUGUGUGUUGCUUUAUGAUGUAGGCUGCAGAAGUGUUGAGCCGCAACUUCAACGUGUCUUGCAUGACGGUCUUGUGAUUUUAAUCGCUUGCCCUGGUAAUCUGUUAACAUUUUCACUGUCCUGUUUACAGUGUGUGUGUGUGUGUGUGUGUGUAUGUGUGUGUGUGUGUGAGUGAGAGAGAGAGAGAGAAAUUCCUAUUCAACGUAAAAUGAAGAUGGAGAAAAAUGAACUGGUUUGCGUGCCUCGAGGAUGACACGAACGAGAAGGCUAGGACACCAAACGAAUUCCCAUUAGCAGCGUGUUUCUUUGCGUUCCCUCGUACUCGUACCGUAUAACAAAGGGCUCGGCGUGUUUCUGGCUUCGGCAUGAGCUGUGUACAGACGUACAAGCAUGAGUACAGAUGUGCCUUCGCAGCAACACUACAGUUUAAAAAUAAAUAAAUAAAGGAGUUAUUUUUCCCUCUAAUCCACCAGAGUGCCGGAAUAAUUUUACACACUUUAAAAAAAAUUAUUCUGACAGUCUUCUUUAGUAUUAUAUUAUUUUUCUAUGUACACAUCUGGUUUUUUUUAAUUAAUUAUUUGCAUGUUAGCUCUAUAUGAUAGCUUGCUAAUGUAUGUUUUAGUUUGUAAAAAAAAAAUAAAAAAUCUGGUUUGUCUUGAAGGAAAAAAAAAACUAACUACAGUAUCCUGUUAUUCCUAAAUAUCCUGUAAACCUGAAUAUUUGUACUUGCUUUCUCCCCAUCUUUUACGUAAAUAAAUGUGUAAAAACCUUG